AACCUCAGCCUUUAUGUAUAUAUACCACCAAAUCCAAACGACGUUGUAUUAAACAACGAAACAAAGCAACAAAAACAGAGGAGGGGAAGAAGAAGGAGAAUAAGCAAAACCAAAAGAGUCGAGUGAGAGAGCAGCAUCCUACCCCAUUAAGAUGAGGUUCUCCUUUCCGUCUCUUGGCUACCAUAAUCUUCUUCUCUUUCUUCUUGUUCUUGUCCUUUUUCUGGGAUCGCCUCCGGUUGUUCAGUCCGGUAGUCAUGACUAUCAGGACGCAUUAUCCAAGUGUAUCUUGUUCUUUGAGGGACAAAGGUCCGGUAAGCUUCCGGCGGACCAGAGGGUCUCAUGGCGGGCAGAUUCUGGCCUAGGCGAUGGUUCGGCGAAUGGGGUGGACUUGACUGGCGGGUACUACGACGCCGGAGAUAACAUCAAAUUCGGUUUCCCCAUGGCUUUCACCACCACAAUGCUAGCAUGGAGCGUCAUCGAGUUCGGAGACAUGAUGCCCCCCGCCGAGCUAAGGAAUGCUCUGGCUGCAAUCCGAUGGGCCACGGAUUACCUUCUCAAGACCAUCUCGCAACCUGACCGGAUCUUCGUUCAGGUGGGGGAUCCGCUCGUGGAUCAUAACUGCUGGGAAAGACCGGAGGACAUGGACACGGCUCGAACUGUCUACAGUGUCGAUUCGGUAAACCCUGGUUCGGAUGUGGCGGGUGAGACUGCCGCAGCUCUGGCCGCCUCUUCCAUGGCGUUCCGGUCAUCUGACCCUGCUUACGCCGAGACGCUCUUGAGGAAUGCCAUCAGAGUCUUUGAAUUCGCAGACAACUACAAGGGAGCUUACAGUGACAACGAGAAUAUUCGAUCCGGGGUCUGCCCCUUCUACUGCGACUUCGAUGGAUAUCAGGAUGAAUUGCUGUGGGGAGCAGCGUGGCUGAGGAGAGCCUCUCAAAGUGAUUCCUAUCUCAACUACAUAACCAACAAUGGCAAGACCCUCGGCGCUGAGGACAAUAUCAACGAGUUCGGGUGGGACAACAAGCACGCUGGCCUUAAUGUGCUCGUGUCCAAGGAAUUCCUUGAAGGGAGCGCAUACUCUCUUCAAUCAUACAAGGUAUCCGCAGACAGUUUCAUGUGCACGCUCAUACCGGAGUCAUCGUCGUCGCACAUCCAAUACACUCCAGGUGGGCUCAUCUACAAGCCUGGAGGGAGCAACAUGCAGCACGUGACCUCCAUCGCUUUCCUCCUCCUCGUCUACGCUAAUUACCUGUCCCGAACAUCACAGACCGUUAAUUGCGGGAGUAUAUCCGUCGGGCCCACUUCUCUCCACCAGCAGGCCAAGAAGCAGGUUGAUUACAUACUAGGUGAUAACCCGAUGGGCAUGUCGUACAUGGUAGGGUACGGCGACAAGUACCCGCAACGUAUCCAUCAUCGCGGCUCAUCGUUACCGUCCGUGAGGGAUCAUCCUGAGUUCAUCGCGUGUAAGGAGGGAUCCGUCUACUUCAAUUCGACCAACCCAAACCCGAACGUUCUCGUAGGCGGCGUGGUAGGGGGACCCGGAGAAGAUGACGUCUAUGAAGAUGAUCGGGCUGAUUUCCGAAAGUCCGAACCGACUACCUACAUCAACGCUCCAUUGGUGGGGGUGCUCGCUUACUUUGUUGCUAACCCGAAUUAAAGUGCCUGGUCUAUACUUUAUAGUCUACAUUAAUGUACAUAGCUGAUCAAAUCGGACAGAAAAGCACAGCAAAGAGAGAAGAAUAAAAAGAAGUCAGAAGACAGUCUCUCAUCUUGUGAGAAACAAAGAAGGAAGAGGCUUGUUACGUUAGCGGAAGUGGAAACCGACAUGCAUGUAUAACUUACAAAAUAUAUGUUAUUGGUUGUUUGGUUGGUUGGUUGGAAGAAAAAAACAUUAAAGAAAAAAAAAAAAGAAACAGAGAGUUACAAAGGUUUGUUGUGACUUGUGAGUGAAAAGGGAGGUUGGGUUGUCAAAUGCCGGAUAUACCCUUGGUGUCAUUUGGGGUAUUAUAAUUUUGUGCAGUUUUUAUGUGAUUAAUAGAAAGGCUGUUUGUGUCA
Molecule: messenger RNA, 2055 nt
Organism: Nelumbo nucifera (sacred lotus)
Lineage: Eukaryota; Viridiplantae; Streptophyta; Magnoliopsida; Proteales; Nelumbonaceae
Product: endoglucanase 23-like
Biological process (GO): carbohydrate metabolic process
Molecular function (GO): hydrolase activity, hydrolyzing O-glycosyl compounds
Source: RefSeq, a predicted model, not a curated record